AUGAAUUUUAUGAACAAGUCAAUAUGGAUGCUCAUAGUGUUUAUAGGAGGUCAGUUGUUAAUAUCAACUAAAGCACAAGUUAAUGAUACUGAUAAUGUAAUAGAGGUGAAUAAGAAAAGUGAAAUUUUGUCUAGAAGAAAAAGGUUUAUCAUAUUUCCCGAAGGCAGUUCUUUACAAUUGGUAUUCUGCACAACGUACGCAAUGAUCUUCAGAAUCGGGGACAUCUUUCUGUACGGGUCGACAGCUGCGUUGGCCUGGGAGUUACCCCAGGACCCAUAUUCGCCAUUCAACCAUAAAGCUGAUCCACUCCAUCGAAGAGUUGAUACCAAAGUGAUAUACUAUACUAAUGAAAAUGGACAGAUUAUUGAUAAGAAGCCGUACCACAGAAAACCCAUAGUGAAUCCUGCUUUCGCAAAACGCAGUGUGGACCAAGAGGACAAAAAAGAAACUUUCGAGAAAUCGAAAAUAGACAGGAAACAGAUGCAUGCUUUGAAAAACAAACGGGAAUAUUUGAACGAAGGCAUGAUGCAGCAGAGCGUCGAAUUUCACAGAAGCAGUCGUGCCUCACUCUACCAGAAAAUAGAAACGAUGCUACAUGGUCUUGGUGUGAACGGUAAGCACUGUGUGCUGAAAUCUUUAUGCCUGGUCGGUCAAACGCAGGAUCAUCCUCAAGGCAUGUUCUUCCAAGAAAUAAUGAGAGCGGUUUUCACUUUACCGAAAAACUCUGUGGGCGUUGAAGACAAACACGCGGCAUACGACGCAGCUCUCUCAGCCACGGGUUCCUGUGAUGAACUGUAUCCAGAAUGUGAUGACCCCUCACUCGAACCGGACUCGCCUAGAUUUUCUUAUUGAGGCUUACAGACAGGAAACUGUUUUGUAGAUCUCGUUAAGCUGGACGUUAAUUUAGAAAAAAAAGGUGUUGCUUCUUAAACAAGUUUUUAAUAAUAUUUUCAUUUUGAAUUGGAUAUACUUACCUAGUGAGGCACCAUAGUAAUCUUAAUAAGAGCCAACUUAUAAUUGAAGCAGAAAAGAAAAGCUAUAGUAUACCUAAUAAGAAUGUAUCAAGCCUUUUUUCCGCACACUCGUAGAUCUACUUACAAAAAUAUAAGAAUAAAAGGAUGCAGUAAUAUACAUGCAAUACAAUUGCCAACCAAUUCUCGCUUGUCUAUGACCUCUCGUAGAAAUAACGACUGCGUCUGAAAGCUCAACUGUGACUGGUCGAUUCCUAUUUGCAGUUUCUAUAUAAAGUGGAAUCUUGUGUUUCCAUUUUUAGGGACCAGCGGUUGACUUGACUUUGUCGAUUUUUUAAGGGGUUUCACUUAAUGAAGGUAUACAUUUGAACUAAUGGUUAUCGAU
Messenger RNA from Spodoptera litura, 1356 nucleotides. RefSeq lists its product as uncharacterized. The record is from RefSeq and is a predicted model, not a curated record. NCBI's taxonomy places the organism in Eukaryota, Metazoa, Arthropoda, Insecta, Lepidoptera, Noctuidae.